Messenger RNA from Drosophila suzukii, 5695 nucleotides. Lineage: Eukaryota; Metazoa; Arthropoda; Insecta; Diptera; Drosophilidae. The record is from RefSeq and is a predicted model, not a curated record.
AAUUCUUGUUUGACACAUUUUGACAUAAUGUUUUAAAAGCGAGACAGUUUCGGUGCUUAAUGAAUGAUUUAUUGAGUGAGUUCCGUUCCGAAAUUCGGAAAUAUUUCCUUGGCAUAAUAGGACUUGUUGUCUUGGCGACUGCGGAUUUUACAAAUAUUAUCGCUCUUGGGGCCCAGAGUCCGUGCAACGUGUAGGUGUUUCAUUCGAACUUUCCCCGAAUUUCGUUCGAUUUCCAUUUUCCCAAUGCUAAUGUAGAAAUCGCAGAACGCCCCCGAAGGGCAGACAGGUAAUAUUUAUCUCCAGCCCGCCCCAAUGAGCUCACAUUUAAUACGUGGUCGGAGGUAAACACGCACACGAAUCGUAUCUGCCGACAUGUCUAAUAGGAAAUUGGCUAGAAGCGGCCAACUAUUUGAGUUUCCCUCUGUUCCUCAGAUCUGGUGGUGUAUCGUAAUACUAGUACGCCCGGACUUGUAUAAAAUAAACAGGCAAAGGUACAAUAAAUUGAGGCAAACUUAUUUGUAUGUGUGCCCGAGCAACAAAAGUACAAGAAAAUACAAAUAUCGAACACAAUGGAAACAAUAAUGUGCGAAACGAUUGGAAAUGCGCCACAGUCGCUGACGCUGUCUCCACCGCCGUUGCCCCCUCUGUCUCUGUCUAUAUCUCUAUAUCUCUGGGCCAGUCCGGUCAGCGUCCGAUUCUCAGCCAGAAGCAGCCGGCUACCCGGAGGGCCAACAUCAAGUCGCAGGCGCGAAAAGGCAAUCGAUUGGAAUUAUCGGAGUAAUCGCUUAAAUUUAUAAAAUUCUAUCGGGUAUACAUUUUUUUAUAAAAUCGAAAAGAGUCUGCUCACUGAAAAUCUAUUCUAAGCAGUAAACGUGUUAAGCUCACCAAAAUACCUUCGUUUGGCAUCCAAGCAGGUGACAAGUGUUAAAGUGCAAUGUGCUAAUUAUGUCACACGGGGCGUAUGCGUGCUGUUGAAAGCCAAUAGCGAGUGAAAGCCAAAGUAAAAGGCACAAACGGGAAACAGAAAAUCGAGUCGAAUCGAAUCGAAAGAAAAGGAGAAGGUGGCAAAGAAAAAGGUCUAAACGGGCAUUCAAUACUUGUUGAGUUAUUAGCUGUGUGUGUUCGAGUGCGAUUGUGGAAACAAACAAAUGUCAACUGCCAAUGCCCCGAGAGUGUAAAAAGAAAGAUGUGAUAAAUACGAGCCGAAUCGCAGGGGAAUCGGAAGCGGAAUCGGAAUCCGUGGAAAACGAAAAUGAAGUGUCAGCGUUUCGGGAUGAAAUUAUCAAUUGGGCAAGCUGCUGCUGAAAUGUGAUUUAUCCACCUGCCUGCGGGUGAGGUGUUCUCCGGGUGUUAGCCGCGUGUAGAAGGUGUGUGCGUGUAGACAACAAAGGGAAAUAAUGUCAUGCAUUGGCUCGACGGCAUUUCUUUGGAUGACAAUUUAAUUAGCGGACGCGCCAGCGGCAGCAACGGCGACAACAGCGACGGCAAUCAGCGGAAAUCAACGCAGUCGAGCUCAUCGCCCACCAAAGCAAAACGAAGACGUCAUGCACACUAUAAGCUAAACAGCAGAUUGGACAGAAAGUCUUCGAGGGGCAUGAUAUACGAAAAUGAGGAGCUCAGGCUGCGCACCAUUAACAUUAAUGCAGAAGUGGAACGAGGGCAAUCGGACAUCAAGCGCCUGCGGCGGGAAAAUGAGCAACUGCGUCGGGAAAUCUGGACUCUGCGGGACGAGUGCGACAGGCUCAACAAGCGCUUCAAGGCAAAGCUCAAUGAACACGAGUUCGGCGGAUGCAGGGGCAGCGGGGGGAGUGGCGGCACCUGCCACGCCUACCGCUGCAGCGGCGGAGGCGGUGGGCGUGGGAGCGGAGGUUGUGAUGUAAACAGUGAUGACUCUGACUCAUGUGAUACGUGUCGUGGGGCAGACGACGGCCACUGCAGCGACGAGUGCUGCCAGGAGGGUGGAUCCUGUGCGCCGCUGAAGCCCCCACUUCCGCCGGAGGUGCCCAACCACCCGUCUCCAUCCAAGAACGAGGAGGGUGGCACUGGCAACCAGAACAAGGAGCAGCAGCCCAUGCACUUCGAUCACCUGUCGGUGGUCUCCGAGGAGACCCUGAGCAACCCGGAGCUGAUGCUCGUCCAGCAGCAGGAGCACCUCACCAUCUGCCCGCCAGACCCCCACGGAUCGCAGAGCACUCUGCCCAGCAUGAUGGGACCGCUCACCCCGCUGACGCCCAUCGAACUGGUGGCCAAUCAGCUGAACGACCUGCAGGCGAUGGUGCCACCAUUGUCCUACUUCGAGAACAUCCUGACGCAGCACAUGGGCGCACGUAAUGCGGCCCAAACGCCCUCUCCGGAGUUGGGAACGAGCUCGAGCACCACCACCGGCAAGACGAUGCGGCACACGAACGGCUGGGACUACAACCUGCAGUCGCCCUUCACGCAGCGCAAGUACUCCGAUAUGUCGUCGCCGUCCCGCUCGCCACCGCCACCCGUGAGUACGAUGACCACCUUCGUGCCCACGUCCACCCUGCAGACGAUGCCCAGGAUCGCCCUGAAUGCGCCACCGCAUCUGCCGGAAGGGGGCAACAUCGAAACGGUGGCCAUCACCACGAAUGCCGCGCAGCAUGCGCUCAACAGUCCGAAGCACUUCUUUGCGCCGAUCAAGCCGCGGUUGAGGCUCAACACCAAGUUAGCCAACCAGGGACAGGACCUGGAGCAGGAUGACCUACCGCCAGGAUCGCCGCCGCCGCCCCUGCGAGAUCCACCGGAUAUAUUCGUGAACAACGCCCUGGCCUCGCCCUAUCAGCGACGGGUGUCUCCACAAGUAAGUCCUCGUCACCGACGGUCCACUCAUUCGCAUUGCCACGCCCACAGCCACCAGCGCAGCCGCCAACGCCCACAGCCGACCCACUGCUCCCUGCAUCGGGCGGUGGUGGAUGUGGCCGCUGCCGUUGGUUUGGGGGAGGUGGGUCCGCACCCGGGAUCCAGUGUCCUGGACAUAUACACUGCUGCUCUGGCGGCAGCCGCUGCUGCCAGGUGCUCUCCACUUCCGACGGCCCGGUCCGCGGAACCCAUCUAUGCCACAGCACAAAAGCCCGGCCACAAUACGUGCAUCUCGGCCACGGCUUUCACACAGCCGGUGAUGACCAUCACCACCCACUCCACCAAGACCACCACUUCGCCACUGAGAUUGGCCGGCAAAGCGAAGGCCGUUGGCGAGGCCAAGAGGGUGGCCAAGUCCGCGGAGAACGUCAGUCAGACGGAUUCGGUCAACUUGGAGUCGAUUCUGAACGACAUCGAGACCAUUUCGGAGGACAUACUGGCCAUCCAGCUGGAGAAGAGCAAGUCGCGCGACAACCUAAGUCACAAUAACAACAAGGACGACGAUCGGGCGAAGAAACCCUAUCGCUCCGAGAUGAAUCUGUAUCUGCAGUACGACGGCACAAAUCCGACCAUAUCACCCGCCACAACGGAAACGGAAAUGGGAACGGCUACACCGGCAGUGACCUCGUCCAGUGAGUCGGGAAACAGUGGGAGCAGUAAGUUAGUGCGCCGCACCAGAUCCUUGGAGAGGGAGCACACCGACAGUCCUGCACCGCACAUUCCGGACCCCAUGGCUCCGUUCCCCGACAAGUGCACCUACCUGGGAUUCGAGCAGGUUAAUCAGGCAGCAGGUGGAGCCGGAGUGCCUCCCCAAUCACCGAAUGGCCAGAGGCCGCCCAUUGCAACCAAGCCAAACGUACCGCUAAAGGCACCGCCCCCGCUGCCACCCGCUCGACGGCCAACCAUGCCCUCAGAACCACCGCCCCCGCCUCCAACCACUUCCGCUUCCGGCGUCAUCGGUCUGCCGCCCAACAAGAGCCACCUGUACAAGUCACUGGCUACGGCGGCUGCCAAAAGAGCCAUCUUCCGCUCCUCGCCGUCGCAGUUAACCAGAUCCCUGGAUGUGGAUCUUACGGGGACGGAGGGCGGGGACCAGGCAGCUGCUGCAAAUAUGGAUGAGUUGGCGAGGCGAAAGGCGCGACGCGUGUCCAUCGUGUGUGGAUCCGGACAGGGGGCCCAGCCGGAUGAGGCGGCCACUCCCGUGACUUCCCUGCCCAUGGCCACCGCCAGCUGUGUGGACCUGAGCACCGUGCUCACCCACCCGACCAUCAAGGCCUUCAAGAUGAGUCACAGCACUCCCAGUUCGCCGCAUUCCUCGCGUCGCCGCACCAACAGCAACUCGAUGGCACCUCCACCGGGAGCGCCGGCGGGUGGGGGACACCCCGAGGUCGGGGCCACUGCGUCGGCACCGCCCAGCACCACCCACCACCACCACCAUCGCAAGGAGGGCAGCGAUCCGGUUCCCAUGACGGCCACCGUCAGUCGGACCAAGUGCUCCAGGCGGCACUCCGAGGGCACUGUUCACACGUUGCACAGGAACAGCGCCGCCAGCGGAGGAGGAGGAGGAGGAGGUCACCACCACCACAGCCACGGGCACCACCACCCACACAGCGGGAUGGUGAUCAGCAGCAACCCGCACCACAGCCACCAUUCCCACCAGGACAGCAACCACGAGACGGCCACCUCGCUGUCCGAUCGCAACUCCAACAGCUUCGGCUCCUCGCGGGAAUCCUCCACGAGCUUCAGCAUGCGCUCCAGCCGCCGGAAGAUCUCGGUCAGCUCGCACACGGGCGGCAAGAUUCCGUGGUGCGGCUGCUGGGGCAACGGGUGCCUCUAGAUUGGGGAAGGGUCUCUUCAUCUACCGUCCAGGAACAAAACUCAGUGUAAUUCACUUAGCUGGCUUUCAUAAAAUUACCUAAUCAUAUACAGAAACUAGGAGAUUUGUCGAGAUUUUAAAUGUAUGCAUUUCAUUUUUGAAAAUAGUGGAUAGUUUAAAGGAAUAGACGACAAAUUUUCCUUUAGAACGAAUCAAUAUCCUGUCAAAGAACCCACUUUUAAAACAUGAAUACAAAUAUAGCUCCUAUUAAAAACAAAAGACAUUAAAAUACGGCAUUGCUCCGAACAACGGCGUAAAAGUCCAUUAAAAAUCAUAAAAAUAAUUGGAAAUUUGUUCAGCUAGUCUGAAUUGUUAGGCAGGAAUUGGAAUCACGGAGUAAAAUAAGUUGAAGCCAUUAUUAUUUGAAUGUCAAUUUUAUAAUAUACAAUUUGAUUAUCUUGCAUUGACUAAAAGCAAAGCUUAACAUUGUUAAACAAACGUGCUUACCAAAAAAUCAUUAUGCUCUAAAUAGUUGUUCUAAAUAGUUGUUUUUCACUUUGAUUUUAUUUCUCUUUAAAAUUUGUUGUAAUAACAGUUUAUAUAAACACUCAUUCUGAUUUUUCCAAAAGUAACCUAGGUAUUGGCCACAGCUAAGUGAAUUAUACUGUCUUCCAUUCAUGAGUGUACAUUUAUAGAUCUUCAUAUAUCCAAUUUACGUGUUUGUAUAUGGCUUUUUAAGUGUAGAUUGCUUAAGAAAAGGGGCCCAGCAUUUUGUUUCUAGAAACAAAGUACAAAACAAUUUUAAACAGUUUAAAAUUUAACCAGCCCUAUUCAAAAUUAAUACCAAUAUUUGUUGUACAUAUUAUUAUAGAAGCAAUUAAGUUGUAGCAUUUAAACUAUGACCUCGAACUAGAAAUCAUGUAAAUUCUAUGAACCAACCUAUGUUAUAAUUGUUGCUGAAUUCGGAGAGAAUACAAAUCAGAAAUAUAAAAUAGA